GAAGAAGAAUAUAAUAAAGGGCUAUGAUGGGGAAACAGGGAGUAGAAAUUUAAUAUUAUUAUAAUUUUAAAUAUUUAUUAUAUAUAUAUAUAAAAAUAAAUAAAAAAGAAAUUGAAAAAAGCACAGUUCCCGAUGGGUAAAAAUAUAUUUACCAAAGCACAGAAGAAUCCGACUGUAAAUUUGGACGUUAUUGGAGGAAUCACUGCGACAAAACCUGCAGAGUUGAUUCUUUGGAGGUUGAAUUUUGGGAGGAAAUUGGAGUUGCAGUUAUAGUGGUGGCAGAGAGGUUAAAUUUGAAGUGGAAUGAAGGGUGUUAUGGUCAAAGUGAAAAAUUAAAAUGGUAUAUUUUGGAAGGGGAAAAAUAAAAAGGAGAGUUUAAUUGGAAACAACUUUACAGAACUUGCAAGUCACUUCCUCAUUAUUAUAUUCAUCUCUCUCUGCAUGCAGAGAGAUGCUCAUUCUUUUUUUAAAAAAUAAAAUAAAAUUGUGGUGUACCGUUUUUGCCCUUGGUUGUUGUCCUCAAAAUCCCCCCCUUCUUCCAUCAUCGCCAUUCUCCAUCGGACACAUUUUCGUUUCUCUCUCUUCAUUCAUUCUUCUGUAAUUUUUUUCACUCUCGACGGACGAGCUUUUUGUUUGCGUUUCCGUGUGUGUGUGUGUGUGUGUUUGUGUAACAGAGAGUUUAGGUUUUGGUUUUGGUUUUGGUUUUGGUGUGUGAUUUUGCUGUGGUUAUGGAGGUGAACAAGUACCUGAUUGGAGGAUAUUUUGACGCCGGAGUGGGACAAUUUUCGCCGGAGAAGACUAAGGCUGCGGAGCAUUUCACCAUUGAUGAUCUACUUGACUUUUCUAAUGAAGAUGCGAUAAUGACUGACGGUUGCUUCGAUAACGUGGCGGGAACUUCGACGGAUUCCUCCACUGUUACUGCUGUCGAUAGCUGUAAUUCCUCUGUUUCUGGCAGUGAUCAUCCUUUCAAUGGAAAUAUCGGCUCUCGAAGCUUCGAUGAGUCUCGAUUCUCUGAUGACCUUUGCGUUCCGUACGAAGAAUUAGCGGAACUCGAAUGGCUCUCGAAUUUCGUCGAUGAUUCAUUUUCAACGGAAGGGAAAGAUCUUCAGGCGCUUAAUUACCUCUUCAAUAGCCAUUCAAUUUCGAAGCCUCAAACUCCAGAAACUUCAUCUUCCUCGGAAUUACCGCCUUCCGUAUCAAUUCCCUCUGAUUCCUCGAAGAGCUCGCCGCGUUUCCCCGCCGAAACGCCGCUCCCUUGCAAAGCUCGAAGUAAGCGAUCGCGAACCGCUCCUUGCGACUGGACCACACGCCUUCUCCACCUCCUCACUCCGGCGGAUCAUAAACCGCCAAAAUCAUCAUCGUUAUCGAAGAAGAAAGAUGCGUUGAACGGCGAAUCCACCGGACGGAAAUGCCUGCAUUGUCAGGCGGAGAAGACUCCUCAAUGGCGAACGGGACCAAUGGGACCUAAAACGCUCUGCAACGCUUGCGGCGUCCGGUACAAGUCCGGCCGGUUAGUGCCGGAGUAUCGUCCAGCAGCGAGUCCAACAUUCAUAUCGGCGAAACACUCGAAUUCUCACCGGAAAGUUCUGGAGUUGAGAAGGCAGAAGGAGGUUCAAAUGGCGCAACAGCAUCAGUUCAUAAAUCAGAGUUCAAUUUUCGGAGUAACGAACGGUUGUGAUGAAUACUUGAUUUCUCAUCACAUGGGGCCCACUGUUCGGCAUAUGAUGUAGUGGACCGUAGCGUAGGAAUCUUAGCAUGGACUUCAUAUUUUCGCAAUUACUUUUCUUUUCCUCCUUUCCUUUUCAGGUCCAUUUUGGUCAUAUCAUAUAAGAAGACAGAUGAGCUGGCAAUUCUAUUUUA
Messenger RNA from Cucurbita pepo subsp. pepo (vegetable marrow), 1860 nucleotides. Its product is annotated as GATA transcription factor 9. The record is from RefSeq and is a predicted model, not a curated record. Gene Ontology annotation, cellular component: nucleus. Lineage: Eukaryota; Viridiplantae; Streptophyta; Magnoliopsida; Cucurbitales; Cucurbitaceae. Gene Ontology annotation, biological process: cell differentiation; positive regulation of DNA-templated transcription. Gene Ontology annotation, molecular function: sequence-specific DNA binding; zinc ion binding.